Molecule: messenger RNA, 2079 nt
Organism: Mauremys reevesii (Reeves's turtle)
Lineage: Eukaryota; Metazoa; Chordata; Testudines; Geoemydidae
Gene: ITGBL1
Product: integrin subunit beta like 1
Exons: 12
Coding region: 510-1988 (492 amino acids)
Biological process (GO): cell adhesion mediated by integrin; cell-matrix adhesion; integrin-mediated signaling pathway
Cellular component (GO): cell surface; focal adhesion; integrin complex
Molecular function (GO): integrin binding
Source: RefSeq, a predicted model, not a curated record
CUCCGCACACUACUUACCUAUAUGGACAAAUGUCUGUCUUCCCCUUGUCUGUGAAUCACUCUGGGGCUUAAGUGGGAGAUUGGCAGAUGGACUCAAAGUGAGGCAGCAGCGGGUGUGCCCAGAGACAGAAACUUAGAUACUGAGGGAGGUUUUACCUUGAAAACUUGAGUUCAGGUGCUUACAGCAUUCAGUGGGAGCUUUGUAGCUCACAGUGGAGCCUAAAGCUGGGACUUCAGCACCUAAACCCAGGAUUUAGGAAUUGUCUGCACUUGAAAUGCAGAGCAGGCUUUAAGACUGUGAGCAUUGGGGUUUGGCACCAAUCUUCCUCCCAGAGUGCUGCCCAAAUCCAGCUUCCAGGCAGCUAAUCAAAGGCACUUGCAGCACCAGGGGAAGCAGUGUUGAAGCCGGUUUUGGCCAGCUCAGGGCUUUGCAAGCCCAGUGGGUCUGUCUGUCCGUGGAACUCUCUUAGAGAACUUCAAACUUCUUCAGUCACUGCCUGCGAUCUAAACAUGUGUGCACAGGGAUUCCUCAAGUUGGUGCUGCUGCUGACUGCUUCACUUCUAACUCUGCUGCCUGCCAUUCCUCAAACUUUCUCCCUAUCCCUGCGGAGUGGCUCCCGCAGCGCCUCCUCAUGUAGACUGUCCCGUGCUGAAUCGGAACGCAGGUGUCGUGUCCCAGGGGGAAAGUUGUGCAGCGGCAGAGGCCAAUGUGACUGCGGUGUCUGCAUCUGCCAAGUGACUGAGCCGGGCAAAUACUACGGUCCGCUGUGUGAGUGCCACGAGUGGGUGUGUGAGACUUAUGAUGGCGAGACUUGUGCAGGCCAUGGAAAGUGUGACUGUGGGAAAUGCAAAUGUGAUGAAGGCUGGUAUGGUGACGCUUGUCAGUACCCAACUACUUGCAACCUUACACGGAAGAAGAGCAAUGAAAUGUGUAAGAAUUCUCAAGAUAUUAUCUGUUCUAAUGCAGGCGUAUGCCAAUGUGGCAGAUGCAAGUGUGAGAAUUCAGAAGGGAAUGGACUCAUCUAUGGUAAAUUUUGUGAGUGUGAUGACCGAGAAUGCAUAGAUGAUGAAACAGGCGAGAUCUGUACAGGCCAUGGAAAGUGUUACUGUGGAAACUGUUACUGUGAGGCUGGUUGGCAUGGAGAUAAAUGUGAAUUCCAGUGUGACAUCACCCCAUGGGAGAUCAAGAAAAGAUGCACAUCUCCAGAUGGCAAAAUCUGCAGCAACAGAGGCACAUGUGUAUGUGGUGAAUGCACAUGCCAUGAUGUGGAUCCAACUGGUGACUGGGGAGAUAUUCAUGGAGAUACCUGUGAGUGUGAUGAAAGAAAUUGCAAGGCAGUGUAUGACAGAUAUUCUGAUGACUUCUGUUCAGGUCACGGACAGUGUAAUUGUGGAAGAUGUGAUUGUAAAAAAGGAUGGACUGGAAAGAAGUGUGAACAUCCACGUUCUUGUCCGUUGUCAGCUGAGGACAGCUCUAAGAAAUGCCAAGGAAGCUCUAAUUUACCUUGUUCCGGAAGAGGGAAAUGUGAAUGUGGCCAGUGCACUUGUUUCCCUCCAGGAGAUAACAGAGUUCAUGGUAAAACCUGUGAAUGUGAUGAUCGACAGUGUGAAGAUAUGGAUGGCAAUGUCUGUGGGGGCCACGGCCUCUGUUCUUGCGGUCGAUGUGUUUGCGAGGAUGGAUGGUUUGGACAGUUGUGUCAACAUCCAAGAAAGUGCAACAUGACAGAAGAUGAGAGCAAAAGCUUUUGUGAAUCAGCCAAUGGUGUAUUGUGCUCGGGAAAGGGUUCCUGUCACUGUGGAAAGUGCAUCUGUUCCCCCCAGGAAUGGUACAUUUCAGGGGAAUUUUGUGAAUGUGAUGACAGAGACUGCGACAAACAUGAUGGGCUCAUUUGCACAGGCAAUGGUAUAUGUAGCUGUGGAAACUGUGAAUGCUGGGAAGGAUGGAAUGGGAAUGCUUGUGAAAUCUGGCUUGGGACAGAAUACCCUUAAUCAGAACAUGGAGCAUCAAGGACUGCGGGGUUUGGUUUGGUUUUUUAGGCUGCUAGAACAAUUAAAUGCAAAGCAAACCACAUAGAAUAAC